Messenger RNA from Bursaphelenchus okinawaensis, 1542 nucleotides. The record is from the annotation of a GenBank genome assembly. Lineage: Eukaryota; Metazoa; Nematoda; Chromadorea; Rhabditida; Aphelenchoididae.
AUGAACACCGUUAGUAACGUAGCCAAGGCCGUCGGCCAAAAGACUCCUGGAUUUGAAAAGCUUGAAAAAUGUCAGGGUUCGAGCAAGUCGAUUGCACUCAAGUUGACCGCUGAGUGCAACAAAGCCAUUCAAAAAGCUAUUGAGAUUGGUUGGCCAGUUAGGAUCGUGUCGGCCGAAACAGUAAGUGAAAAUUAUAAUAAAAUAAACGUGCUCCGUUUCAUUUUGAAGUACCCUUGUUGCCCGCUGACUAAAAUGACUACCUUAAAACUGAAUAAUUAAACAAAAAUCUUCUUACUGUGCAAUGUCCUAAAUGUAAAAAUGUUCAAUAGCCAAAGAUAAUACUUUUAAUUCAGGAUGUCACAAUUGAAGUUGGUAACAGUAUCAACUCAGUAUGCACUUUUACAUCCAAACAACAAAGACUAAACGGUAACGUUGAAGCUGUGAGCCAAAAAAGUGCCACAUCGUUCCGAAAAGUUUCUGAACUAAAAACGAAGCUUGUAGUUAAUGGUACGGAAAAAUCGUUUUCUGGGACGCGUGAUAAAGUAGUCAAGUUAGCAGAAUUGCAAUCUCAGCAACAGACAAAGACCGAACUUACGAAGACAUCAGCCAACAACAAGAAAAGAACGGUAACACCAUUUGAAAGUGGCAGUGAUAGGAGUUUCGCUAUACCGGAGGAACCAGCGGUUAAAAGAUUUAAACAAACAAGCCAAAAUGUUAGAACGUCAAAAACUGAUGUUAACUGCGAUAAAAAUCAAUCAAGUACUAAAAAACUUGUUGAUCGAUCAGCACAAAACGUGGUCAAAGAAACAACGGAAAAUCCAGAUGCCGAUUCAGACGACAAUCCAGAAUCUGUGAAUACAGAUGGCAAAUCUACAACGAUGAAUUCAGAUGUCAAACAUGACUGGGCAAAUUUAUACGCCAGGCCAAAGUCUUGUUGUUUGACAUCGGAAAUACCAUAUUUAAUUGAUUGGCUUGAAACUUUUCCAGAAGUUAAAGACGCCAAGACCUGUGCACUAUACACAGAGUUGUUUGAGGUUAGUUUUUUAAGUUUAGCCUAACAGUUAUUAGUAACAUAAAAAAUGUUUUAAAGUAAGGAUUAUUAAAUUUGUAGUAAUUUAUAUACAUUAUUGCUUUGUAUUACAAAAAUGAAAAAAGUUUUCUUUGACAAAACUUAUAGUUUUUUAUUGUUUUAGAGUGCUUAUCCAACGUACGGUGGUGCAGCAAAUCAAAAAUUGGCCGCGGUAUACCAAGAAUUUGUACAACUGCAAAAAAUUUACAAAUAUGCUGAAUUGGAAGACAAGUACAAGGUAAGUACAUUAAUAUUUUAAAAGAAUUAAAAUUUUUAGAAGCAAAUGUAAUAUAUAUUACUUUACUUAUUUUAUAUCGCGUUAUUUUUUUUAGGCAAAUCAAACGCUUCAGGAACUCCACGAUAAGUACGAUGCAGACGUCGAAUUUUACAAACUACGCAAAGAACACCUUACACUGCAUCUAAAAUUAGAAGCGCUGAGGCGGCGGAUUGAAGAGUGGAAUGAAAAGCAAUAA